ACCAUCUCUCCUGCGGGAGCAGGUGGCUGGCCGACUUCUCAGUGGCUCUGCGUCUUUGGAGGAGGCCCCUCGGAGACCCUGCGUGGGCUGCUCGGAGCCAGGAGCCCAUCCCUUGGUGACGGCACACGUCCCCCCGUCUGCCCCUCACUGCACCGUAGGAGGGGGGCAUCGGACCCCCGACCACACAGACUGGAGAGAUGUGGCCACCCAAGGCUACACCCGGAUGUCAGAGACUCUGCGGUCAGCUUGUACCCACCGCUGGACAGUGGACAAUGGGAGGGACAGCAGGUCCCAGCGUCUGGGCAGGGCACGGCAGAGGGUGUGGUCUGGGCUGCACCCCAGCUGGCAGGACCGGCCUGGCAGGGUGGGCGGUGGCAAGGAGGAGUGUUCUGGGUCCAGGGAAGGGUCAGCACGUCCCAGGAGCAACAGUAUCUUGGACCGACCCAGGCUGCUGUGAGGAGCAACGGAGCUCUGGAGGCCCCACGGUGGGGGCUGGACCCCCAGCCACCAUCCCCAGGCCUGCCGCCCUGCAACAGAGCUGCCAGAGGGGCCCGACCAGACGACUGAGGGAGCCACCAGAGAGAUGACUAAUGCCUCAGGGCUCCUGGGAACAGCCCGCGGCCCCCUGGUGUCAGCAACCUGGCCACAGCCUGGCCCCCCGCCCACCAUGCCCACCGUGCCCUCUGCGUCCUCCGUGCCCGCCGAGCCGCAGACGCACCCCGUGGGGAACAGCUCCCAGGGCACCUCCCGGCUCUUCCUCACCACCGCAUUGGCCCGCGGCGUCUCGGGGGUCUUUGUGUGGACUGCCCUGGUGCUCACCUGCCACCAGAUCUACCUGCACCUGCGCUCCUACACGGUCCCCAACGAGCAGCGCUACAUCAUCCGUCUGCUCUUCAUCGUGCCCAUCUACGCCUUCGACUCCUGGCUCAGCCUCCUCCUCCUGGGGGGCCACCAGCACUACGUCUACUUCGACUCGGUGCGUGACUGCUACGAAGCCUUUGUCAUUUACAGCUUCCUGAGCCUGUGUUUCCAGUACCUGGGGGGCGAGAGUGCCAUCAUGGCUGAGAUUCGGGGAAAGCCCAUCCGGUCCAGCUGCCUCUACGGCACCUGCUGCCUGCAGGGCAUGUCCUACUCCAUCGGCUUCCUGCGCUUCUGCAAGCAGGCCACACUGCAGUUCUGCAUCGUGAAGCCCAUCAUGGCCUUGGUCACCAUCGUCCUGCAGGCGUUCGGCAAAUACCACGACGGGGACUUCAACAUCCACAGCGGCUACCUCUACAUCACCCUCAUCUACAACAUCUCUGUCAGCCUGGCCCUCUACGCCCUGUUCCUUUUCUACUUCGCCACCAGGGAGCUCCUGCAGCCCUUCGAGCCCAUCCUCAAGUUCUUCACCAUCAAGGCCGUCAUCUUCCUCUCUUUCUGGCAGGGGAUGCUGCUGGCCAUCCUGGAGAAGUGUGGGGUCAUCCCUGAGGUCCAGGUCAUCGAUGGGAGCAAGGUGGGGGCCGGCACGGUGGCCGCUGGCUACCAAAACUUCAUCAUCUGCAUCGAGAUGCUGUUUGCCUCCAUUGCCCUGCGCUAUGCUUUCACCGACCAGGUGUAUGCAGAGAAGAAGAACUCACCAGCCCCCGAGGCACCCAUGCACAGUAUCUCCAGUGGGCUCAAGGAGACCAUAAGCCCACAGGACAUCGUGCAGGACGCGGUCCACAACUUCUCACCGGCCUACCAGCAGUACACCCAGCAGGCCACACACGAGGCCCCGAGCCCCGGCCCCCACCCCCGUGUGGCAGGAGGCCCCGGUGGGGUCAGGAAGAGUCGGAACGUGGAAAAACGGAUGCUGAUCCCCUUGGAGGAGCUGUAGGAGAGCCACGGGUCACCAGCCACCUGGCUGAGACCAGGCUGCCCGGGCCUCUGGGCAAGCACAGGGCCCCUCACCCACAGUGAAGCCCCUUCUGGGAGCCCUCCUGCCAGGCCUGUGGGGCCACCUCCCAGCCUGCCUCCCACCGGCGGGCUCGUGGCCCUGGGAGGGGACGUCUGAGCUUAUCUGAGGAGCCUGGGACCCACUGGGCUCCCCUGGCCAUCUGCUCAGGGGGCUGCUGUGAGGCGGGCACCAGCAGGGCCUUGCUGGAUGGACAGUUUCCAGGCUGGGCCCCUGCAGGGAAGGACGGCCUCAGGAGAGCGAGACAGCCCGCCCUGAGAACACGGGAGCUGCGCAGGCGCGGACAGGCGGUCAUGGUGGGGGACUCAGCUGGGCCUUGCCAAGCCCCUGCGCACCCCUCCAGCCGUGGAGAUUCCUGAAAAGCCCCCGCCCCAAUGUGCCUGACAAGGGUCCGGGAGGUGCCCGGGGCCACCUGCACAGAACCUUCACCUUGAGCAGCCCGCAGAGGACAUGGGGCUUACGGACGAAUCACACUUAUUUAUAUAUAAACACCUGGGUUUUCUAGUGA
Mirounga angustirostris (Northern elephant seal) is the source of this 2441-nucleotide messenger RNA. RefSeq names its product transmembrane protein 184A (gene TMEM184A). The record is from RefSeq and is a predicted model, not a curated record. Lineage: Eukaryota; Metazoa; Chordata; Mammalia; Carnivora; Phocidae. Gene Ontology annotation, cellular component: early endosome membrane. The transcript is spliced from 9 exons. Gene Ontology annotation, molecular function: transporter activity. Gene Ontology annotation, biological process: transport. The coding region runs from base 584 to 1855 and encodes 423 amino acids.